This is a messenger RNA of Penicillium argentinense, 882 nucleotides long. RefSeq names its product MBL fold metallo-hydrolase. Bases 1 to 882 code for a protein of 293 amino acids. NCBI's taxonomy places the organism in Eukaryota, Fungi, Ascomycota, Eurotiomycetes, Eurotiales, Aspergillaceae. The transcript has a single exon. The record is from RefSeq and is a predicted model, not a curated record.
AUGUCAGGGCUAAGGGUAGCUGUUUAUACUGUCCCUCCGGUCCCUUGUGUUGACCACCUGUCGCAUCAGCAGAAUACGACAUGGUCUCCAGAAACCUGCACUCUGGUUUUCUCAACAAACGAAGCCGUUCUCAUUGAUACAGGGAUCACAAUCGAUCAAAACAAGGACUUGAUCAAGUGGAUCGAGACAACUGCACCGGGACGAAAGCUGUCCUACAUCUACAUCACGCACGGGCAUGCAGACCACUUCCUAGGCCUCCCUCAGCUGCUGCAGCGCUUUCCAGAAGCACAGCCGGUGGCAACCGAAGGCACUGUCCGGCAUAUCGAGCAGCAGAUCUCCGAACCAUAUUUCUCCUCGACCUGGGUUGCCUUUUUCCCUGGUAAUCAACUUUACACUCCACAGCAGUUGCCGAAACCGCUUCCAAAGGAUAAUAAAUUUGUAUUGGGAGACCAAUGGAUCUUCGAGGCAAUCGAAUGCGGGCAUUCCGACACGUUUGAUUCAACAAUCCUGUGGGUUCCAGACCUGAGACUUGCCGUCUGUGGAGAUGUUGUGUACGGCAAUGUUCAUCAGAUGCUUUUCGAAGCCAAUUCUCCGGAGAAGCGGAAGGAAUGGAUCAGAGCAGUAGAGAGGGUUGAGGCUCUCCAUCCAGCAUAUGUGGUACCUGGACAUCGAAACGCGGAUGAGAUGGAUGGCGUUUGGCAUCUGGGAUCAACGAAGAAAUAUAUCCAGGACUUUAUCGAUCUGCUGGAAAAAAAGCCCAAGAGUACGACUGAAUUGUACUCUGCAAUGCUAGAAAGGCACCCUGACCGAUUCAAUCCGAUGGUCCUGGGCUGGGGCUGUGCUGGAGCCUACAUGUCCGGCGAAGUACCCUCGGCCAGCUGA